ACAGUUGUCAUAGGAAAAGAGUGUGCCUCUGAACAGGCACGGAAGUAAAUGCCACCCCAGAAAACUUGCACCUGCUACACGCUGUUCUACGUACAUUCUGUCAAGCUAUUCUCCAUUUAAACGUGAUAUUUAUCCUGACCACUAUGUCCGAUGGAACUGAAGAGACAUUCAAUGCUGUGGAGCUGGAUGGGGGGCAAGACAAGUCCUCCAAUCCAGAUAUGAAGGCCCAGCUUACGGUUGAAGCCAGUAAGCCUCUACCACAGGCAGAGGAGAGGACUGCACCCUCUGUACCCUCUAUACCCUCUGCCCCUGACAUGCCCACAUCACAAGAGAAACCGAACCGAUGGGUCAACGCUGUGGACCAGUUCAAAGUGAAGAGGUUCUUCGUCUUAAGGCCUGGUACUUUAGAUCAUGCCAUUGAUGACAUCAAAGCCCUGGUCAACCAAGAGGAAGAUGGGCCCAUCAACAACGUUUGGCUCAUGGCUGAGGUGGACCACUGGAACAAUGAGAAGGAGCGGCUGGUGGUCCUGACGGAGAACACUCUGCUCCUCUGCAAGUACGACUUCGUCAUGCUCAACUGCGAGCAGGUCCAGAGAGUUCCACUGCACUACGUGGACCGCAUCAUCCACGGAACCUUCUGCUUCCCAGAGCAUUCCCUCCUCAAGAGAGAGGGUGAGGGUAUGCGUAUCUUCUGGGACCGUCUGAGGGAGCCUGCGUUCUCGUCGCGCUGGAACCCCUUCACCAUGGAUUACCCAUACUGCACCUUGACCUACCACCCCGUCAGGGGCGUCAGUGAGCGGCUCUCCGCCAUCUGUGAUCUGGAGACGUUCAGGGAGCAGCUGGCGGCCACGGCGGAGCGUGCUUUGGGGCGUAAGCCCGUGCCGGGGAGAGCCAACGGCGUGCUGACGCUGAACCAGCCCAUCCUCAUCGAGGCCUACGUGGGCCUCAUGUCCUUCAUCAGCAACCAGAACAAGCUGGGCUACUGCCUGGCCCGCGGCAACAUCGGCUUCUGAGCCCCGCCGCUGUCCGCCGCUCUCCGCUGCUCUACGGGAGGAUCACACGCUCUCGGCCCGCACUCCUCUGCCCCGCCACGCAGCGCAGGGUCCUGUCUCAUGGGUCAGCUGCUCGGACUCCUCAGGGAGUGGUCAGGGUGUGUGUUUUUCUCCCCUUAGCAUGCUGAUCAGCAUGCAUAUAAUCAUUAGUAUGUAUAAUCAUCUGCUGUUGUUUCAAAGUGGGUUUGUAAUUUUUUUGUUGGUUUUUGCUUGCUUACUUGUUUUUUUUUGUUUGUUUGUUUUGUCAAAGACAGACUAGUAAUAUAUUAAUCAGCAGUGCUGUUUUGAAUUUGCUAAAUUAUUUGGAAACAACUGUUGUUUUGAUUCGAUGAAUGUAACCAACCACUGCAAUCAACAUUGUUUACAUCCUGCUGUGGUUUCUUAUGUACAUUCAAAAACUUGUGUAAAUCUAUCUUGCAAAAGAACCUCCUCUAAGCCUGAGAGGUCUGUUUCAGAAUAUUCCCUCCCCUUUCCAACUCUCUCUCUAUAUAUCUCUCUCUCACACACACAGAGACAGAGAGAGACACACACACACACACAGACACACACACACACACACACACACACACACACACACACACACACACACACACCCCUGGCUUCUCAGAGGCCCUUUGGUGCGUGAAGGUGCAUAUGUCAUAUUUGCUCGAUGGUUUAGGGGUGUAUCAUUACAGCCAAGCCUUGCGCUGGAAUUUCCCUUAUUCCCUAAUUGUAGCGUUACCUCCUCCACUCCACCCCCACCUCCACCUCCACCUCCACCAAACCCCCUCGUGUUUGUUGCUAUAGCAGGACAGCCAUUACAAACACUCCUAAUGCCAGCAUGUUGCUCUUCCUUCAGAGUGAUAAUAGUGUGUGUGUGUGUGUGUGUGUGUGUGUGUGUGUCUCUAUGUCUCUGUGGUGUAUCACAAACAAGUGAGUUCAGCCUCUUAUGAUAGCCAACAAAAAUAGUGUGUGGAAACACGUGUAAUUUCUUCAGUUUAAGUCAAUGAAAGGAUUCACAGAGUAUCCCAACUUGUUAUCUGUUUGUUUUGCCAGACAAAAAGCUGUAAUAACUGUAAUAUGUCUACUUGUUUUAAAUAGACUCUCCAGAGGGCAUAACAACAGAAAAUGAUUUCUAGAUUCUGGGACAAGUUCAAAUAAGGCACUUUUGUUGUCGUCUUGGUGUGUGGUAUGUGACUGUACUUACGAUUUAACCCUACUGUAUGUGUAGCAUACAUUGUGCAGCAUAUCCCAAUAGUAUCUAGCACAUCUAAAUGCACACAGUUUAUCCCACAGCACCAAUCCAAGAUCAGGAAAGGAAGGAAAGAAAGGAUCAUAAUCAUUUUCAAAAGUCAGAAUUAUGUACUUGUACCGCAAUGUAUAUGUAUAAAGUGCAUAAUGUAACAAUUUAGUAUAUCAUACAGUAGCGUACAUGUACAUACAUGUAUUACAGUAAAGCAGCAAUAAAGAUUAUUUGCUCUCUGGGUCCCCCUGCAGUUGAGAUUUUUGAAUAAAAUGUGCGUCUUUUGGCAACAAACUAAGAACAUGAUUCCAGUGCAAUAUAGGGAGAACGCACCGACAGUAGUCCAAAUUCCUCCAAGUUGCAGGUCAUGUCCAUAUCUGUGUUCUUACACAAACAGCAGCUUCCUGCCCUUUUACACUUUUAUAUACUUUAUAUACUCCUUGCUUUUGUUUCUGUAAAGAACGUUGAAUGACUCCUGUGUAUGAAAUGUGCUAUAUAAAUAAACUUGACUUGACUCAA
Sardina pilchardus (European sardine) is the source of this 2793-nucleotide messenger RNA. RefSeq names its product tumor protein p63 regulated 1 (gene tprg1). The transcript has 6 exons. Bases 144 to 1013 code for a protein of 289 amino acids. The record is from RefSeq and is a predicted model, not a curated record. Gene Ontology annotation, cellular component: cytoplasm. NCBI's taxonomy places the organism in Eukaryota, Metazoa, Chordata, Actinopteri, Clupeiformes, Clupeidae.